Messenger RNA from Arachis duranensis, 1001 nucleotides. RefSeq names its product transcription factor bHLH147. Gene Ontology annotation, biological process: regulation of DNA-templated transcription. NCBI's taxonomy places the organism in Eukaryota, Viridiplantae, Streptophyta, Magnoliopsida, Fabales, Fabaceae. Bases 93 to 734 code for a protein of 213 amino acids. The record is from RefSeq and is a predicted model, not a curated record. The transcript has a single exon. Gene Ontology annotation, molecular function: protein dimerization activity.
CCUGCCAUAAUCAACUAACCCUCUCUUCCUUUUAGAAUCUGCAAUUCUUGGAAUCCUAUCUUGUACGUCUGAAUCUAAAUCAGAUAAUAAAAAUGGCCUCAACAACGGUGGUGUCAAACCCAGCACCAACAAGCACGGACCGGUCACGUGACUCAAAGAGGAAGAAGAAGAAGAAACUGCAGAAAGAAUAUCUUCAGAGUCACUUCAAAUGGAAAUCGCAAGCGCAGCAACAAAUUUAUUCCUCCAAGCUCCACCAGGCCUUAGCGAGAGUCAACCUCGCCUCCACCUCCGUCCCCCGCCGCGGAAAGGCCGUCCGAGAAGCCGCGGACAGAGUCCUCGCCACCACAGCUAAAGGCAAAACACGGUGGAGCCGCGCCAUACUCGCCAACCGCAGGCUCAAGCUCAAGUUCUCCAAACAGCACAAGAGACAGAGAGUGGCGCAGCCUGCGCUCACCCGAUCCAAGAAGCCACGUGUCAGCGUUUUACGCCUCAAAGGGAAGAAGAACUUACCGGCUGUGCAGAGGAAACUCAGGUUCUUGGCGCGACUCGUUCCCGGUUGCCGGAAAGAACCUGUGCCGGUCAUUCUCGAAGAGGCCAUCGAUUACAUACCGGCGCUUGAGAUGCAAGUCAGAGCCAUGGCUGCUCUUCUCAACCUUCUCUCUGGCUCCGGCUCCGGCGCCGCCGCCUCAGACUCCUCUUCCGGCGCCGGCACAAGCUCGGCGCCGCCAAGCUGAUGAUGACACCUUUGGGCGUGUGUGUGUGUGAAUGACUGAAUGCCAUGCCAGGUGUCAAUUUUUUCAAUUAUUAUUAUUAUUGCUCACCUUUUUUUUUCUUUUAUAUUAUAUUUAUAACCAUCUGUCUCUUCUUGCAAGCAAAGCAUGCUCUCUGUUAUGUACGUACAUAUAUAAUUCUGUUUUCCCCCUUUUUCUUUUUUCCUCUCUCUAAUUUAAUUAUUCUGUUUCAACUUUCAAGUAAGCUCAAUAUCAUAAGCAUUCAAGUUA